Molecule: messenger RNA, 1454 nt
Organism: Nicotiana attenuata
Lineage: Eukaryota; Viridiplantae; Streptophyta; Magnoliopsida; Solanales; Solanaceae
Product: heat stress transcription factor B-4
Exons: 2
Coding region: 165-1229 (354 amino acids)
Biological process (GO): regulation of transcription by RNA polymerase II
Cellular component (GO): nucleus
Molecular function (GO): DNA-binding transcription factor activity; RNA polymerase II cis-regulatory region sequence-specific DNA binding
Source: RefSeq, a predicted model, not a curated record
CCCCCAUCCACAAAAAUAACCUCCUUAUUACCUCCCUCAGUCUCUCUUCUUCUUAACAUUGUUUUCUUGUCAUCUUGUUUCAGUGUUGCCACUCUCCUCUUUUCUCUCUAAAUAUUCAAGAAAAACUGCAACGAUCUUUUAGUACACUUUUCUUUGUUCAAUCAAUGGCUUUGAUGUUAGACAAUUGCGAAGGGAUAUUAUUAUCCUUAGAUUCACACAAAUCAGUUCCAGCUCCAUUCUUAACCAAAACAUACCAACUAGUUGAUGAUCCAAAUACUGACCAUAUUGUUUCUUGGGGUGAAGAUGACUCUACUUUUAUUGUUUGGCGUCCUCCUGAAUUUGCUCGUGACCUUCUCCCUAAUUAUUUCAAACACAACAAUUUCUCUAGCUUCGUCCGCCAACUCAAUACCUAUGGUUUUAGGAAAAUUGUACCAGACAGAUGGGAGUUUGCUAAUGAGUUUUUCAAAAGAGGAGAAAAACAUUUGCUGUGCGAGAUCCAUCGUAGAAAAACAGCUCAACCACAAAUAUCUAUGAAUCAUCACCACCAUUCCCUUAACCAUCAAAUGAACAUGAGUGGUCCAAAUUUUUUUCCCAAUUACCCAAAUAAUAAUAGGCUUAGCAUUUCACCACCUGACUCAGACGAACUACUACUGCAACAACAACAACCCAAUAUCAAUUGGUGCGAUUCACCUACAACUAUAACUUCUUCCAAUAAUAACAACACUACUGUCACUGCUCUUUCAGAAGAUAAUGAAAGGCUAAGAAGAAGCAAUAAUAUGCUUAUGUCUGAACUUGCUCAUAUGAGAAAACUAUACAAUGACAUUAUUUACUUUGUUCAAAAUCAUGUUAAACCAGUUGCACCUAGUAGUUCAUAUAAUCCUUCCUCUUUAUUACCUGCUUCUGCUACUCCUAUUGUCCAAAAACAUAUGAUUAAUCCUAGACAAGGAAUGAUCAACAAUGGAAUGAACAUAAUGAUGAGCAAUUUCAACAACGUGAACUCUCCAAGUAAGACAUCACAAAGCAGCAGUGUGACAAUUCUUGAAGAAGCAGCAGCUGAUAUGGGUAUUAAUAGAAGUACUAAACUAUUUGGUGUUCCACUUAUGUCCAAGAAAAGAGUUCACCCUGAAUAUUCUUCUUCUUCAUUUAAUAUGGUGGAGACUAACAAAGCUCGUUUAGUCUUGGAAAAAGAUGACCUUGGUUUAAAUCUUAUGCCCCCUUCUUCUUCUUAGACUUUAUUAUUUUUAUUCAAGAAAUAUCAAGUUUUUCUUUUACUCCCUCUAGCUUUUUAGUAUCUUAUUUUUAGCCUCUUACAUUUUUCUAAAAUGUUAGUGGAUCGAUCAUGAGAAGUUGUGCGUGUGAGUUUUUGUCAUAUUUGUUAAUCCAGUUUGUAAAUAUAACUUUAGUGCCGGUAAUAUUAUGUUCCAAACCAUUAAUGCAGGUGGGUUUUUGUUAAA